Messenger RNA from Moneuplotes crassus, 783 nucleotides. Lineage: Eukaryota; Ciliophora; Spirotrichea; Euplotida; Euplotidae. The record is from the annotation of a GenBank genome assembly.
AUGGAAUUGACUAAAGCCAAUCUCGAACAACAAGUGAGCCAGGAAGAACACCAAUUUCUACAAAAAGCUCAUGAAAUCGCCUAUAAGUGAUUUUCCAAACAAAAGAGACAGAUUAGCACUAUGGAUAAACUAGUAGUAAAUUAUGCCUUAAAGUACGAAUCUAAGGGACUUUUGAAGACAAUAGAACAUUUUGGAGCUCCUAGGUUGAAAUAUGUGCAUGCAAUACAGGAUUCGAAUUAUGGAUAUUUUAGAAAGUUCAUUAAGACUUCACGUAUCAAAGAGUUCUUGUCAUUAAAUAUAAAACUUGAUGCGAACAAAAUAGAGAAGUAUUCUUAUUAUCAUAGGUUUAUUAUUAGACUUCUCCCUCGUGUUACCAACUCAUUAAGUCUUUGUAAAUGUAAAAUAGCCCCGAACCAAUUAAGAAAAUUCAUACAAAUUGGAAGGCAUAUCAAAGAUAUCCAAUUUAUUCAGUGUAAUAUUGUGUUUGGAAAGAUUCAGUUCAAUAACAAUCUCCAUUAUUCCAUUAGAUCUAUUGCUUUCAACAUGGAAAAUUGUGUGCAAGAAUUGACCGAAGAAAAUAUAUUAGAGGGCAUUAAAUGUACCUUAACUGCAGCCUCUCUUACUGACCUCAAAUCUUCUCUCAAUAGUGUGAAGAUCAGUAGAAUUAAAUUAAAAGCUAGUAUUAAAGAGCAUACAAGAAGUCUUGGCUUUGAUAAAGUAAGAGUGUGUAUAGACCUAUCUCAUUUAUCUGAAUAUCGGCUUGUUCAAUAAUAUAAUAUCUGC